Molecule: messenger RNA, 132 nt
Organism: Parastagonospora nodorum SN15
Lineage: Eukaryota; Fungi; Ascomycota; Dothideomycetes; Pleosporales; Phaeosphaeriaceae
Exons: 2
Coding region: 1-132 (43 amino acids)
Source: RefSeq, a predicted model, not a curated record
AUGACGACCUAUACCACGGCCAUGGAACGAGGAUCGAUUGUCCAAUGUGAUAUGGAGGCCCCGACACGGUCGUCCUGGUACCGGCAAAACGCCUCCGGCAUCCGCUGGUUCGCUUAUGUCAACGGUGUUUGA